Molecule: messenger RNA, 132 nt
Organism: Aspergillus niger
Lineage: Eukaryota; Fungi; Ascomycota; Eurotiomycetes; Eurotiales; Aspergillaceae
Exons: 2
Coding region: 1-132 (43 amino acids)
Source: RefSeq, a predicted model, not a curated record
AUGCAAGAUGCCACCCUGGCCGCGAUCGAAUGGAAUUUCCAUAUCGAGCUCAUGGAAGCCUGCAGUACAUGCAACAUGAACGCAUUAUCUGCGAAUGGCCCAUGUCUGAGCAAUGGAUCGGAAGGAAAGUGA